AUGGCGACCGUAGCUGCUGCUCCUCCCGUUCCUACUACUACCAACAAUAACACCGAAACCCACAAGAAGAACAGGAUUCAGGUUUCCAACACAAAGAAACCUCUUUUCUUUUAUGUUAAUCUCGCUAAGAGGUACAUACAGCAGCACGAUGAGGUUGAGCUCUCUGCUCUUGGAAUGGCUAUAACUACAGUUGUCACAAUAGCUGAGAUUUUGAAGAACAAUGGACUUGCCACUGAAAAGAAAGUUUUGACCUCAACAGUUGGCAUGAAAGAUGAGAACAAAGGUCGUCUGGUCCAGAAGGCAAAGAUUGAGAUUGUGCUGGGGAAAUCUGAGAAAUUUGAUAACCUGAUGGUUGCUGCCAACACAAGUGAAUCACAUCAACCAGCUGGUAAUGAUGACAAGAAAUGACAAAUAUAGAGAGAGAGAGAAAGAGAAGAGAGAGAGGAGAAGAGCCAUGUCAA
Arachis stenosperma is the source of this 461-nucleotide messenger RNA. RefSeq lists its product as uncharacterized. Gene Ontology annotation, cellular component: nucleus. The transcript is spliced from 5 exons. Gene Ontology annotation, molecular function: RNA binding. NCBI's taxonomy places the organism in Eukaryota, Viridiplantae, Streptophyta, Magnoliopsida, Fabales, Fabaceae. The coding region runs from base 1 to 408 and encodes 135 amino acids. The record is from RefSeq and is a predicted model, not a curated record.